This is a messenger RNA of Penicillium argentinense, 963 nucleotides long. RefSeq names its product bZIP transcription factor atfB (gene atfB). Bases 1 to 963 code for a protein of 320 amino acids. The transcript has a single exon. Gene Ontology annotation, biological process: regulation of transcription by RNA polymerase II. The record is from RefSeq and is a predicted model, not a curated record. Gene Ontology annotation, molecular function: RNA polymerase II cis-regulatory region sequence-specific DNA binding; DNA-binding transcription factor activity, RNA polymerase II-specific. Lineage: Eukaryota; Fungi; Ascomycota; Eurotiomycetes; Eurotiales; Aspergillaceae.
AUGUCUACCGGAAACCUCAACAUCCCUCCGAUUCCCUCCGGCCUUCCCCCCGUCGGGCCUUCAUCGUUCGCUGCACCCAACGCCUUCGCCGGUGAAUUUCUAAGCCUCUCGAUCCCUGACGAAGAUCAACUCUGGGCGAUCAGCCCUGUCUCACCGACCAUGGGCACUGGCUGGGAUGCCAAAGCAGAUCCCGCUGCAUUCGCCGGCUCGGCGCUGGAACGAGAUCUCAAAAACGCCCAGGUCCGCAACGGCCAGCCAACGCCUCCGCCGUACGACGAUCAACACGCACGCGAGUGCUCCGGUUUCGAAAUCGAAACGGCCGGUCGACGACGUCGAGCCCGCGAGUACAAGACAGCUGCCACCAGCCUCAGCCCGGAACUCGACGAGAGCCCGCAGCAGGAACGAGCAAAGCGGGCCAAGUUCCUCGAACGCAAUCGCCUGGCUGCCAGCAAGUGUCGACAGAAGAAGAAAGAGCAUACACAACAAUUGGAGUUUCGGUACAAGGAGCAGUCCGAGAAAAAGGAACGGCUGAACGCGGAGAUUGCCAGUCUGCGCUCCGAGAUCCUCAGCCUUAAGAACGAGGUUCUGAAACAUGCACAGUGUGGCGACGAACCCAUCAAGCUGCAUCUGGCUCAAAUGGUGAAAAGGAUCACCGAUACCGAUGGCCAGCCUUCAGCGCCGAUUGAGCCUUCUGCCGAUCUGGUCGAGAAUAUUCCCACCUCGUCAUCAGACGGCCCUCCCACUCCGAUUGCAGCGAUGCCAACAUCGACCUCGUUCUCGAUUUCGGCCCCGGGCGCUUCGGCUAUGUCCUUUGGUUUUGACGAUCCCAUGCAACUAGAUGCGGCUGCAACGGAAGCCUUUGAGCAGCAGAUGCGCCGGAGCUCCGAGGCCACCUUGGCUUCAGAAUCGUCGUACGCAUUUUCGACAGAGGAUUCUUUUGAAGACCUCAUCAAUGUUCCUUGA